AUGAAAUAAGAUGAUUAACAAACACCCAGUCUUUGUGGGUACUUAAACUUCUUUCAAGUGUUAAGUUAGAUGGAAUCUGAAUGUUUAAUCUCACAAUAUGAGAAAAGGCUAAUAAAAUAGAAAUUAACAAUAAAAGAACCCACUCUAAUGUUAAUAUUGUCAAAAUAAUAAGAAAAUGAUGAAAUAAAAUCAGAAUUACUUACAUAUGCAUCUUCACUUUAAAUGACUCGUUCAAAAUCUCAUACCCAAGAGUUUAGUCCAUCUAAAAAGCAAGGAUAACAAUUCUAAGUAUUUAGAUAUUUAAAAUAGUCUCAAACAUCUUAACUAAUGGAUCAACUCAUUCUUCAAUUAAAAUGUAUGUAGCAAUAUGGCAAUCGUCAUGUAAUUUGUUUAUGAUUAGUUUAGAUUACCUAAGAGUUUAAAUAAAAAAUUGAACUAUUAAAAAAUGUUCUACAUUCAUUAGAUUAAGAUGAUGAUGUUGAUUAAUCCUAUAUUGAAUUACUACAAUAGAGCUAUUCUUAAUUAAAAGUAAUAUUGUCGUUACACUUAGCAAAGGUAUUCUCGUUAUAUGAAUUCACUUCUUGAAUUAAUGGAUGAGAAGGUUGAACCUAAAGACAUCUAGGCAUUUCUAAAUACCUUCUUAAAUUAAUUGAUUGGAUGUGAAUCAUACAGUUUCAUUAUUCUGAAAGAUCAAAAAGUUGAAAUACAUCAAGAGGACAAAUUUGAACAAUUUCACAUGGAUAAAGAAGUUCUUGAUGAAUUGGUUAAUUUAUAACAAAUAACAGAUGUUCAUACUUUGCAUACUCUUAAAUAAUAUUAUCAAACUCCAAAUCAUUAUAUAAUCAAACUUACAGAUUUUUAAUAUUUUGUUAUGAAAUUGGAUUCAAAUUUUAAGUCAGUUGUUAUGUUAGCUUCAAAAUAUAAUUAUAUGGAUUCCUUAAUUGAUUUAGCUCAAUUUGUUAUUUACACUUCAUAACAAAUCAAAGUCUAAUAUUUUAGUAUUUUAUCUAUUGGAGAUACUGUAUUGGAAUUUGGUUUAGAAAUUGUUAGAUGUUCCAAAUAUUUAUUUAUUGAGAAUAUACUAUAAAUUAUCAAUAAACAAUAUCAGAUUCAUGAAACCCUUGAAUCUUAACCUAAUGUGGUUACUCUCAAAUUCAAGGAUUCUUCCACUUAAUUUCUAUUUGCUACUAAUUUAGAUCUCAAAAAAUCCCAAGAUUUAUUGAUUUACAAUACUGUCAAUUAAAUUUAUCAACGCUAUUAAUAGUUUAUACAAUAGUGUUAUGAGAGAAUGCAAUUUUAUAAAUAUUUUUUAAGAACCAAAAAUUUAUUUAUGAUUGAUUUUGAUAAAAGAGGUCGUUUACGUUUUUUAAGCAGAGCUUUAUCUCAAAAGAUUAAAAUGUAAUUUCAUAUAGAGAAAAUACAAAUUGACGCAACUUAUAAAUAGAUUUUUGUAUCUAAUCAAUAAAUGCUUUAAAAUAUUGAAAAUUAUAUAAGUAAUUCAAAAUGGAAAUUAAAUCAAUAGGAAGAGGAUCAAAAUAAAUAAUAUGAAAUAUUCAUUAGAAAAGAAGAGAGAUAAUUUAAGGGAUUUACUUUGAUUCUUUCAGAAAAUGAAUGGGUUCGUAAAAAGACUCAGCCUCCUACUAAUGGGAAAACAAUUAGAAAAUAAUUAUUAUAAACAGAAACUAUGGAUUAUAUAAAGAAACUAGAAGAAUUUAAUCCUGACAUUAGAAAUUCAGUAGUUGCAAUGUACAUGCCAUAAACAUAAGAAUUCAAUCCAAUAGCUUAAUAGACAUAGAAAACUCCAACUCUAGUUUUUAGAAAAAUAGAUAAGGAAUAGGUUGUUGGGAAAAAUAGUUUCUUUUUUAAGCAAAGAGAGGAGGAGAGAAGGUUUAUGAAGACUAAUCCAAAUAAAUUGAAUGAUUCUCAUUUAAUAUUAAAGGAGGAUGACAUUUAAUUAGAUUCUUUAGAUUUUAAUAUAAAUUAAGUAUAUAUUAAUUAAUAAUUAAAAUUAGAUAAAAUCAACAAUUGAAAAAUAAAGGAUAGUUUGGUCAAUAUUGGAAAGAAAUAAUUUUAAUUAAAUGUUUGCAUUACCGUAAGAUAAAUUGAUAAAUUUUGUAAUUGAAAUGGAGAAUCAAUACAAUAUGAACAAUAAUCCUUAUCAUAAUUUUGAUCAUGGGGUGGCUGUAAUGUAAGCAGUUAAUUACUUUAUCAAAUCAUUGACAAAACAUUUAGACUAAUAAAUUUUUAAUAAUAUUACAAAGUUUUGUUUAUUGUUGUCAGCCUUAUGUCAUGAUGUUGCUCAUACAGGUAAGACUAAUACAUAUGAAGCAAAUUCGUUAAGUUUAUUGGCAAUUCGGUAUCAUGAUAAAGUGGUAUUAAUUAUUAUUUAAUUUUAUAAAUUAGAUAUUAGAACAGCAUCAUGCAGCAACUACAAUAAAAAUAUUGAGAGAUAAUUAAACAAAUAUUUUAUGCAAUUUUUCUGAUUAAGAUUUUAGAACAUUUAGAAAAUAAUUGAUUUCAAAUAUUUUGGCAACAGACAUGUAGGAACAUUUUAAAAUGCUAAAAGAAUUUGAAUCUAGGAUUGAAUAAUAUGGUAAUGAUCCUGAAGAUUUAUCUUUGUUAUGUGGAAUGAUAACUCAUACAGCUGAUUUUAAUGGAACAGCAAGAAAAUGGCCAUAAAGUAGAUUAUGGAGUGAAAAGAUUAAUUAGGAAUAUCGAGCUUAAUAUGAAGAGGAAGGAAAAAAAGGAUAUCCUUAAUAACCAUUUAUGAAAGAUUUAGAUAAAGUAAGAUUAGUAUUUAAUAUUAUUAUAGUUACAUGUAAUGUCUAAAAAUGAAAUGGGGUUUAUAAAAGUCAUCGUAAGACCAUUGUACUAUUAAAUGAACUUAUUUGGUAAAGGAGCAUUUUAAGUUUGUGUUGAUAAUUUAGAUGAAACCAUUUUUGAAUGGGAGAAAGUGUAUUAGUAAGAGUUAAAAGCAAUAUAAUAAUAAGGUAGUUAAUGA
This is a messenger RNA of Paramecium sonneborni, 3001 nucleotides long. The record is from the annotation of a GenBank genome assembly. NCBI's taxonomy places the organism in Eukaryota, Ciliophora, Oligohymenophorea, Peniculida, Parameciidae.